Messenger RNA from Triticum turgidum subsp. durum (durum wheat), 1320 nucleotides. The record is from the annotation of a GenBank genome assembly. Lineage: Eukaryota; Viridiplantae; Streptophyta; Magnoliopsida; Poales; Poaceae.
AUGGCCGGUCUGGCUCGCUUCAUCCUCCUCCUGCUCCUCGUCCUCGCCGUCCCCGUCGCUCAGCCUACCCCCUACAGUGACAACCUCCAGGACGCGUGCAACAAGACGUUGUUCCCCAAACUGUGCAUCCAGGCGCUGACGGGCAACCCGGAGACCCGGACAGCGGACGCGCGCCGGCUGGCCGAGUUGUCCGUGAACUUCGCCAAGCAGGCGGGCACCAAGCUGGCAGCGACCGCUCACGACGAGCUCAACGGUGUCAAGGCGGACGACGCCCUGUUCAAGUGCCUCGACAGCUGCUCCGACGACAUCGAAGAGGCGGUGGCGCACCUUAGCGGCCUCAGCCGCGAGGUCACCGACACCAAGUUCCUCGAGGUCAAGUCGUGGCUGUCCGCGACGCUGGGCGGCUCCUCCACCUGUGAGGACAGCUGCAAGGACGCGCCCGCCAGUGAUGCCAAGUUGUUCGUCGUAGCCAAGAGCAUCGAAUUCGAGAAGCUGCUCCGCGUCACGCUCGACCUCAUCACCGAGGCCUCCGGCUCCAUGUCCGCGUCCGGCGACGUCGCGGUGCCGCCCACGGCGUAUCAUGGCAGCGCUUCAGGAUCCUAUGGUGCUGCCAGCGCGCCGGACUUCUAUAGUGCCAGCGCAUCCGAGUCGUCCGAGAGUGCCAGCCCAUCCGAGUCGUCCGGGAGUGCCAGCGCGCCGGACUCCUACAGUGCCAGCGCACCGGAGUCGUCCGGGACUGCCAGCGCACCGGAGUCGUCCGGGACUGCCAGCGCGCCCAGCUCCGAAGCACCAUCCGCUGAUGCGUCGGCCCCCUCGACCUCGAACGCACCAACCUCCGAGGCACCCUCAGCUGCCGCGCCAGGCCCCUCCUAUGGCUCCAGCAGCGCACCCAGCUCCCAAGCACCAUCCACUGAUGCGUCCGCGCCAUCCAGUUCCAGUGAUGCGUCGGCGCCAUCCAACGCUCCAACCUCCGACGCACCAUCAGCUGGCGCGCCAGGCCCCUCCUACGGCUCCAGCAGCGCACCGAGCUCCCAAGCACCAUCCACUGAUGCGCCGACGCCCUCGAGCGCACCAACCUCCGACGCACCCUCAAGUGGCUCGCCAGGCCCCUCCUAUGGCUCCGCCAGCGGGCCAGCUACCGAUGCACCGUCGCCAUCCCCAUCGGGCGCCGACGCGCCAUCUUCCGGGUCUGCCAGCGCGCCAUCAUCAGGGUCUGCCGGCGCGCCAUCAUCAGGGUCUGCCAGCGCACCAUCGUACGGGUCUGCCGGCGCCCCGUCCCCGUCCAACGCCGGCGCUCCUGAUGCCGAUUCACCUGCAUGA